UCGAAUGUAGAAACUUCUAGUUUAGAUCAAAAGUAAUGCACACGGAGACACCGAGACACACUGUCGAAGCAAAUCAAUGGUUUAGGAGACACAGCGACACGAUGCCAGUGGACACUAGCAAUACUGGCAAUACGGGCAACACUCCCCCCAAUACAACAGCUGGCGCCCUGCGUCCCGUUCUCUUUGUGUUCUACACCCUGGAGAAUGUGUUCAACAUGCUCUGCAUGGCCUAUCACAUCACCGGGUUCAUGGCCGUCGAUCUGGAGAUGUUCGCGUGGGAGAAGCAGAUGAUGCAGUACUGCUACAUGGUCUCCUUCUACGUCUUCAUGGUUCUGACCCUCUUCCAGAGCAUCAGCGUCUGCACGGGCCACACGCCCACCGUCUGCAUGGAGAUAAUCAAGUCCUCGGCCGCGGCCAGCGCCUUCACCCUCAUCUCCAUCACCACCAUGUGGGAUGCCGAGCACGACUUCCAUCUCAUGUUCUCGGGCGAGGAGCCACCCCAGGGGGAGGGCGAGUACCAGGAGGACAAGCCCGUCCAUCCCUUCUUCAGCUUCAUGCGCAGCCAGGCGAUUGCCUCGCUCAGCUGCGGCAUCCUCUACAUGCUGCAUGCCACCUUGAUGAUCGACGUGAAGAUCACCGCGUACUACAACGGCAAGAGCGACGAGGGCGAGUACAUGCCCAUCCCACUGUAUGUCUUUGGUCGCUGGAUCCACGGCAUGCUGGAGAAGUACCAAUGGUUCCUGGAGUUUUGCGACAACAAACAAAUCGAUAUAUAGACGAAACAAACAUACAUACUGCAUACUCAUAUGUGUAAAAUUAACGAAUCAACUCUUUUGGGAAUAAAUCAAUCAAUGAAAUUUCUCA
Drosophila obscura is the source of this 864-nucleotide messenger RNA. RefSeq lists its product as uncharacterized. Lineage: Eukaryota; Metazoa; Arthropoda; Insecta; Diptera; Drosophilidae. The record is from RefSeq and is a predicted model, not a curated record. The transcript has a single exon. The coding region runs from base 36 to 776 and encodes 246 amino acids.